This is a messenger RNA of Dovyalis caffra, 456 nucleotides long. Lineage: Eukaryota; Viridiplantae; Streptophyta; Magnoliopsida; Malpighiales; Salicaceae. The record is from the annotation of a GenBank genome assembly.
AUGUCGCGCGACGAACCGGGUUACCAAAGUUGCGAUUCGAAUCAAAGAAAAGAAAAGGUAGUUCGCUGGGAGCAUAUAAUAUCAGGCUUCUCAGAGGUGUUGGUUCGAAUCCAACUCGUGACGCCACUUGCGGGUGAAUUUGUGAAAACCAAGCUUAAGGAGCAGAAAUUGACCCUAAGGGUGCGGGAAUUAGAAUAUGAUCUAAUAGAGGAGCGGCGAAGGGAGCCGUUACCAGUGAUCAUAAAUGGGAAUGAAGGCAUCAGGGUGGUCGGUAGGUCCGAGAGCACACCAAGAAAGCCUUUCAAGGAGCACUUCAAACAGGAGAUGGCUAAACAAGUUUACAAGGAAUUUUUUGAAGUGGCCGAAAAGAUCCCCACUGGCACCUUUGAAGGGACUAGCGCCAAGCUCGAAAUUAAGGAGAUCCGAAAAUGGUUGGAGCCUCGAAAGAGGAACUAA